Molecule: messenger RNA, 1986 nt
Organism: Wasmannia auropunctata (little fire ant)
Lineage: Eukaryota; Metazoa; Arthropoda; Insecta; Hymenoptera; Formicidae
Gene: ICA69
Product: islet cell autoantigen 1
Exons: 6
Coding region: 77-1714 (545 amino acids)
Biological process (GO): regulation of transport
Cellular component (GO): Golgi apparatus
Molecular function (GO): protein domain specific binding
Source: RefSeq, a predicted model, not a curated record
UGUAAACAUUAACGUGUAACCCACACGCGCGCGCGCGCGCGCGCACCGUGGCGUGUGUACCAGCGGGUCUUCCGUUAUGAAUGCUUAUAACAGAGGUGCACCGGGCGUAUCGGGGAAUGCCUUUGAUUGCUGGGUUCAAAAGUCUAUGCAUGACGAUUCCGCCAUCACAAAGAUGCAAUACCAAUUCUGGGUGAGAAAGCAGGCUCUGUCCCAGAAAUUAGGGAAGAAGGAGGACGAGUGUAUAGUCGCUUCGGAUGCUGAGCUGGACGCUAAGCUAGAAUUGUUCCGCAGUAUCCAAGAUUCCUGUUCCUACUUACAAAGGGUUAUUGAUAAAUACCAAGAAAGAUUAUGCAAUUUAGCCCAGGAGGAAAAUGGAAUGGGACGUUUCUUGAAAGAUGCCGGGAAGCAAGACAAAACUCGCGCCGGCAAGAUGAUGUCAGCGGUUGGCAAAUCCCUAUCUUACUCCGGUCAGCAGAGGCUCGCAUUGAGAGCUCCCCUGGGCCGAUUGUAUCAAGAGGUGGAAACAUUUAGGCAAAGAGCUAUCGAAGACACAUUACAGAAUGUGCAAGCGAUGGAAAAGGCCCGUACGGAGUACCGAGCUGCUCUGUCAUGGAUGAAAAAUAUUUCUCACGAUUUAGAUCCAGAUACGUCCAAACAACUGGAAAAAUAUAAAAAAGUUCAAGCGCGUGUCAAGCAGGGCAAAAUAGUUUUUGACAAUCUGGCUCUUGACUGUCUUCAAAAGGUUGAUUUGCUAGCGGCGGCAAGAUGUAACAUGUUCAGUCAUGCCUUAGUUUUGUACCAAACCACACUCUUGAAUUUCACCAAGAAGUCUGCACAAGCGUACUCCACAAUAGCCAACAGCUUCAAAGGCUAUCAACGCUACGACUUCACGGUUGUGCGUGAGCUGGCUGAAACCUCCAGUAAAUUGGCGCAGGAAACUGGUGGUGACGACGAUUUAGAGGACAAGGAUAAAUUACACUUUUUCGACAUGGACUAUCAUGACGACAUUGAGGAGGCGCAAGAGGCUACCUCAAAUUCGGAAGGCACGUCGGAGAAAAGUAAGAAAGAUGAGAAGCUCUUGGACAUUGAGACCGAGCCGAAAGACACGCUGAUACAUUUGGACACGAGCACAGAUUCCUCGAGAAACGGAAUCGUGCACAGUACCAACGACACAGAGAACGACAAAAGUCUCGAGGAAUUUUUCGGAAGCCUCAUCCUCGAGAAAGAUACGUCCAAUAGUACUAAACAAUCGGCCAGUAAAACCGAGAAAACUAAUCACAUCGUAUUCGACAAGAGCUCCGAGGAACAGAAAUCGGUAUUGGAUAUAUUCGAGGAGUGCAGUACCGAUUUUAAUUUGGCUGAUUUGUCCACCCUGCCGUCGGAGCCGCAACAGCAACAAUCGUUAAAUUUAUUGGCCUCCGAAAGCGCGGCGCUUCUCGACGAAAUCCUGAACGACAAGCAACAGUGCACAAACAAUGACUGGGAGGGCAUAUCGCACGAUACUUUUCUGCCGCCGAACAUUCUGAAACAGAGUCUGGGAGAUGCGGCGCUCGGUAUGGGACAGAAGAGUACAGCUGGCAACACGGACGACAAAAAAAAGAAUAAGACUGGAAAGCAGAAAGGUAACUCGUGGUUGGAUUUAUUCGCAGAAUUGGACCCAUUGGCUAACAAUCCAAUGGAGAAUCUUUCCGGUGAUAGUAAUGCUUCUGCUUAAUUCAUAAUGCAUUUUCAAUAGUAUCGCCCCUGUCACUUGACAUUUGUAACAAUAAGGAGAACCUAUCGAUCGAGCUAUCGUUUGUCAUCCAAUGAGCGAUACGGUGAGCGCGUAGCUCACAGUAUUUUCAUGUCAUAUACGUUUGUAAUCAGUGAUUACCCAGUUUGUAAACUUUUAAAAUCUAACAUUCCAGAUUUAUUUUUAAUGGAAUCGUCAUAAGAAUCAAAAAAAUCGUUUGAAUUACAUAAUUUUUCAUAUAAGCUAAAAACAGA